AUGGCUCCCAAUGGUGGAAACACCAUCACUUUUACUGAGGUCGACGAAUUGAAUAACCCGGCAUCGACACUCAUCUACUCUGAGGUCCAGUCAGGGCGUUCUGUUAAGGACGGCUCGGGGAACGAGAUCAAAGGCCGCGUGGAUCUAUCCCAUGCUCCCAGUGUUUCGACGCUAUGGUCUAUGAAGUCUAUACAAAACCUUCUUACCGAUGUGUUUCUUCCUGCUGGGUAUCCGCAUAGUGUUAGCGAAGACUAUGUUUCGACUCCCUCCAAGCCUUCAGCAGCUCUAUCGCCGGCCUCCUAUCCUCAAGAGCAGUUCUCCAAGGUCAGCAAUCCCUACCUACUUCACACAGUCACCAGUCUAACAAAUACAGGCGUCGGAGUGGGCAACGCAGACGCUUCUCCAACCUCUGCUCUCUUCCUGCACAUCCUCCAGGAUACAUCCGGGCGGAUCGCGACGAUCCUCUUCGCGCACCGCGUCGGCACAGCCCUCGAGCCGGAAUGCAAGAUGUAUCGCUUCGCAGCGGACAUCUUCAAUGACCUCGCCAUGGUGCUUGACUGCCUCUCGCCGAUGAUCCCAGCGGGCAUCAGCCGCGUGACGGUCCUCAGCGCCGCAGGCGUGCUUCGUGCUCUGUGUGGUGUUGCGGGAGGAAGCUCGAAAGCGAGUCUGAGUGCGCAUUUCGCAAGGUGGGGGAAUCUUGCGGAGGUUAAUGCAAAAGAUUCGUCCCAAGAAACCGUCAUAUCGCUCGUCGGAAUGCUGGUCGGCUCCCUCGUCGUUUCGCACAUCACCAGUUUUACAGCAACAUGGGUCACCCUCCUCGCUCUCCUAACCCUCCACCUAUCCCUCAACUACGCCGCCGUCCGCUCCGUCCAAAUGAGAACCCUAAACAGACAACGAGCGAACAUCGUCUUCUCAUAUAUGCUCUCGUCAGACCCGGACGUUGCACUCCUAAACUCAGGCCAAUUGCUGGACCAACGUAACUAUGCAGAACCAGCGGACCGAAACCAGAAGCACCUGCAAAUCCCAUCCCCCGCCCAAGUCUCCAGACGGGAGCGUAUCUUUGAGGCGUCCGGGACCUUGAAAUGGUAUCCUUGUUCCCUCAGAGAACAAGAAGAACGGCCCGCAAAGCCUGAGAUCCUAGGGAGUUGCCAGAUUGGCGUUUCGCCGCGCAAGUUCCUAUCGUCGCCCUCGUCAAUCUCUACUUCACACAGUUCCCUAACAACGUCUCUCCCGGUAGCGGCACUGACGUCCCUCUUCAACAACGAAGACUACAUCCUGAUCUUCACCCCGAUGGCCCUGGGUCCAAUGCUAAAACCAACGGCGAAAAUCCUUCUGAAGCAAAAUGCAACACCGAAAACACACCUCAAGGCAUGGAUGCAUGCCCUUCUCGCCGCGCGACUUCUUGCCCGGUCUUACUCCACGCCAGCACCAUCAAAGCAGGAUGGGAAGAAGAGAGACGAGAGUUUCACGGAAACGGAAACUGCCCUCUCGAUUCUCGAGAGGGCUUUGCGUUUCUUGAAUGAAUCUUCGCGAUUCGAGGGGUAUAUUGGGGCACUUGGGGAUAAGGGGUGGGAGGUUGAUGUUGAAGGGGGUGGUGUGUCGGCGUUGGAAACGAGGGUUGGAAGGAGGGUUGUUGUUUCUUGA
This is a messenger RNA of Aspergillus calidoustus, 1644 nucleotides long. Lineage: Eukaryota; Fungi; Ascomycota; Eurotiomycetes; Eurotiales; Aspergillaceae. The record is from the annotation of a GenBank genome assembly.